This is a messenger RNA of Caenorhabditis elegans, 1768 nucleotides long. It is a transcript of the gene dnpp-1, whose product is annotated as Aspartyl aminopeptidase. Bases 96 to 1619 code for a protein of 507 amino acids. The record is from RefSeq and is marked reviewed. NCBI's taxonomy places the organism in Eukaryota, Metazoa, Nematoda, Chromadorea, Rhabditida, Rhabditidae. Gene Ontology annotation, cellular component: cytoplasm; cytosol. Gene Ontology annotation, biological process: proteolysis. Gene Ontology annotation, molecular function: zinc ion binding; aminopeptidase activity. The transcript is spliced from 5 exons.
AGAUUCAAAUUUUAUGCAACAUUUUGUCUUAUCUUUUUUCAUUUUCACUCCGAUGGUAGUAAAAUAUUGGGCUCAAUUCAUUUUGAGUUUGAAUCAUGACAAAGAAGUCGUUUCGAAAAAAUCGUAUUUCCGAAAAAUUGAAAGUAGUGUGCGGCUGCUAUCCAAAACAUGAAAUUGAGCCCAAUACCAGCUAUCAACCCAAAAAGAUGGCCGCUGCUCUGAAACCAAGUGCUCCGGAGAUCCGCAAAGCUGCACAAGAGUUCAUCAACUAUCUGAAUAAAGCAGUUACUCCAUUUCAUGCCACCCAAGAAGUGAAGGAUCGCCUUCUACAAGCCGGUUUCACAGAGCUUCCAGAAUCGGGUCACUGGGACAUUCAGCCAACCAGCAAAUACUUUGUCACCAAGAACCGCUCUGCAAUUCUUGCAUUCGCUGUUGGAGGAUCUUACAAGCCAGGGAGUGGAUUCUCGAUUGUUGUGGGACACACUGACAGUCCAUGCCUCCGUGUCAAACCAAUUUCCCACCAAAAGUCUGAUAAAUUCCUUCAAGUUGGUGUAUCAACUUACGGAGGUGGAAUCUGGAGAACCUGGUUUGACCGUGACUUGUCGGUGGCUGGAUUGGUUAUUGUCAAGAAUGGAGAGAAACUUCAACACAAGCUGAUCGACGUGAAAAAGCCAGUUCUUUUCAUUCCAAAUUUGGCGAUUCAUUUGGAGACCGACAGAACAACAUUCAAACCAAACACGGAAACUGAGCUCCGCCCGAUUCUGGAAACCUUCGCUGCUGCUGGAAUCAAUGCACCACAGAAACCCGAGUCUACUGGUUUUGCCGAUCCACGAAACAUUACCAACAAUCAUCAUCCCCAAUUCCUCGGAUUAAUCGCGAAGGAAGCUGGAUGUCAGCCAGAAGACAUCGUUGAUUUGGAUCUCUACCUUUACGAUACAAACAAGGCUGCGAUUGUUGGAAUGGAGGAUGAAUUCAUUUCUGGAGCUCGUCUUGAUAACCAAGUUGGAACAUACACUGCGAUAAGUGGACUUCUCGAGUCUCUAACUGGAGAGUCAUUCAAGAAUGACCCACAAAUUCGUAUUGCCGCAUGCUUCGAUAACGAGGAAGUAGGAUCGGAUUCCGCGAUGGGAGCAUCUUCUUCUUUCACGGAGUUCGUUCUCCGCCGUCUUUCUGCUGGAGGCUCAACAACCGCUUUCGAAGAAGCAAUCGGAAAGAGCAUGCUCAUCUCUGCAGAUCAAGCUCAUGCCACGCAUCCAAACUAUUCGGCAAAACACGAAGAGAACCAUCGUCCAGCAUUCCAUGGUGGAGUCGUCGUCAAAGUAAACGUCAAUCAACGAUAUGCAACAACUUCAACCACACACGCUGCUCUCAAGCAAGUUGCAUUCGAAGCUCAAGUUCCUCUUCAAGUUGUCGUCGUUCGCAAUGAUUCUCCUUGUGGAUCGACGGUUGGACCGAUUCUUGCCACAAAACUUGGCUUGCAGACUGUCGAUGUAGGAUGCCCACAGUUGGCUAUGCACUCGAUUCGCGAGUUUGCCGACACUUCGAGCAUCUACCAGGCCACCACUCUCUACUCUACAUUCUACGAACGUCUGUCAACUGUCCUCUCCAACAUGCAAUAGGCAAAUCAAUGUUGAUCCUUCCCAAUCAUAAUUUCUACUAUUUAAUCGCGUCGUGAUAUCCAAUCUUCAGUUUCUCUGUGAAUAUUAAUUUCUAUAAUUUAUUUGGUUUUCAAAUAAAUAAAGCAAUGCAUUUUUUAAAAGCUGAAAUU